AUGGGAACGGCCGAACAUCUGGGUCUCCUUUUUGAGUUGGGGGAAAGGCUAGGCUAUUCAGGCGAAGCUCUGGAUGAUUGGGCGCAGCAUCAGAUUAAUGCAGAACAUGAGCGUAAGACUAGUGAGGCCAAAUUAGAUAUUGCGAUCGCUGAACAAAGGGCGAAGAUAGAGCUAGAUUUAGAAAGACUUAGACUAACAGAAAAGUCUAGAGCGGAAAUAGAAUUAGAAAAACUUAGGCUGGCCGAUCAACAGAGUAGGGCUGAGUUAGAACUUGAAAAGCUUCGAUUACAAGUACGCCUGGAGGAAUCCAGGCAUCAGGUAACAGCAACAGACAAUAGGGACCGUGAUAGUACGGGACUGGGAAUAUUGGGUAAGAUCCCGAAAUUUGAGGAAGGUAGGGACAAUCUCGAUUCGUUCAUUCGUCGGUUUGAAACCGUUGCUAGGUCAACUAAUGUCCCUGAAUCCCAAUGGGGCACCCAACUCCUCGUGCUAAUUGGAGGUAGGGGGCUGGAUGCCUGCCAGAGUCUGACUGAACAUCAGAUGAAGGAGUUUAAAAUAUUAAAACAGACUCUGCUAGAAUAUUAUCACCUCACGGAAGAUGCGUACCGCCAGAAGUUCCGUAAUUUAAAACCUAGUAACUCGGAUGAUUUUAAAAUAUUCAUCAACGAGAUUAGUGUCACAUUCAACAAGUGGUUUGAGGCCUCUGGUUUAGAACGAACUGCCGAUAACCUACAGGAAUUUUUCCUGGUGGACAAGGUUCUUUGUUCGGUUGAUAGGGACUUGUUUAGUUAUCUACAGGAACGUAAACCUCGCGACCUGCCAACGAUAACAGAUCUCUGCCAAAAAUAUCAGGCUGCUCACCCUGAUAGACCAGUCGCGAAUGACUCAACACCAAUGACGCCCACUAUUUUUACCGCCCAACCUUCACAAUCGGGGAGAGGUAGAAGCUCAUACAGGGAUGAGGGCCUAUAUAAUAGAUCAGAUAAUAGAUCCUCCUCGUUACCCAGGGGAAGUAACUGCUAUCACUGUAAUCAGUACUCUCAUAAGGAUUGCCCUUGUAGUAGCACGUCUUUUAACCAGAGACCGAUAAGAUGUUUCAAGUGUGGCCGAACGGGACACGUGAGCAGACAAUGCAGGAACGGUGGUGGUGGGAAUCAUAACUUAAAUGGCGACCGACGGUAUGGGGUUGAUACGCCGAGGGACAGAAGAUGA
Molecule: messenger RNA, 1212 nt
Organism: Physella acuta
Lineage: Eukaryota; Metazoa; Mollusca; Gastropoda; Physidae
Molecular function (GO): zinc ion binding; nucleic acid binding
Source: RefSeq, a predicted model, not a curated record